GUGCAGGGAAUCCCCUGCGGCCCCGAUUGUCGCCACACGAACUAACAGACCAGACGCACUGCACGGCAGUGAGGAGGCGUUCGAGAGCGCAGGUUCGAAAGGCACUUGAACAGUUCGAGGGCUUCGGGACUGCAGCCACCUGUCUCACCAUCAUCCGUUGGGGUUCAAACGCCGUGAUUGGAACCGCUGGCGGCACGCCUCGAGUUGGUGCUAGCGGAUUCAUAGCAACCGGAUGCUGGUCCGUAGAGCCCCUUCCCUCGCUGCCCCCUUCUCCAGGCUGCGUCGUUGACAUCACCUCAAAACAACAAGCGGCUAUCGGCGAAAGCGACCGGAGUGGGCCUCGAAAUGGAUUGCCGACGGAUGAUUGUGACUGCGGCGCUAUUGCUAGUCCCUCCCGCUGAUGUUUGCUCGCAGGAAGAGGAUCGUGGACUCUUGAUACCGAGUUCCAUGAUGGAAGAGCCAGCAUAUGGACUCGUCCAAAGUAGUCCAGGGCCCUCACUGCCCUUGAGCUCCGGGAAGCUGAACGAAUCGUCUGUUGAGAUGUUCUUGAAAAACGACUCCUCGAUUUCAGAAUACGUGGCACUAUUCAACAAUCUUCCCAGAAAGCAUCCCAUUCUCACCAGAAAGAAAGUGGACGGAGACGCAUUCAAAGAAGAACCUAUCGCAAUAGAUAUUACAGGAGUCAACGACUCAUCGCACUUCGAAGUCACUGUCAAGAACUGCAGCGGACCCUGUCAUGCAGACGCUGGAGAGGCGGUGGACACCAAAGUGGGUUCACCCUCGGCCGUAAAAAACCUUUCUGUGAAUCAAACAGUGCCAGGGGAAGUCGUGUACAGCUGGCAACGACCGGAUAAUCCAAAUGGCCCACUAGAUGGAUACAUUGUAACCACCGGUAACCUUGAGACAAAAAAAGUGCUCAUCACCGAAGUACCAGGGAAUGCAACUCAGCUUGUUCAAAAGACCAUCGAGCAGUACACGGAAUACAAAGUCGAUGUCCAGGCUUACAACAUCAUGAACCCUUACGGACUCAAGCAGGCUGGUCCCGCAGCAAGUGUGCAGUUUAAGAGCCUUGGAAAAGGACCGGUACCACCGAUACCUGAGGUUGGUGACACUUUCGAACACGAGGUGUUAGUAAACUGGACGAAGCCCAUCAACCUCGGAUACAACGUGACGCACUAUGUUAUUCGGCUGAUCGAAAGAGCCGUGGACGUUAGAGUCAAUAACACAAGCGUCUGGCUGGAAUGCCUGGAGACGUGGCAUCCUUAUACGGCAUCGGUUUCCUCAUGUACAGCAAGUGAUACAUGCGGGCCACCAAAAAAGGUCUCCUUCGAGACGGACGUGGGAACCCCCGACUCACCUAGGAAUUUUAACUGCACCAGCCUGACUCGAUACAGCGUUGGACUAGCUUGGACCCGUCCUGAACAAGUUAGAGGCCCCCUUGAUGGCUAUAAGGUUACAUUCGCCAACAGCUCCAUGGGCUUCGACAUGAUUACGAAAGCUACAACACUGACCGUCGGCAACUUAUCUGCAAACUGCGUCUACAAGAUAACCGUGUCAGCCUUCAACCAUGGCGUCCACCAGACCAAGGAAGGACCGGCCACGGUGAUAGAAGUGAAGACGAUGUAUGGACCUAAGCCAGCCCCUCCAUGGUUCAGCAUCACCACAAUAACGCUGAUGAUCGUCGUCCCAGUGGUGUGCUUUGUCCUUCUGGCUGUGUACAUCGUGUACAAGCAGCUGCUGAAGAGAAGAGAGGACGAAGAACUGCUGACUUGUUCAGGGCAGUGAACCAGACAGACACCCGUUAGAGAAGACUCAUGGACUUGUUUCAUGCGCAUGCAACAUCGUCGUGGAAGUGUGAUUAUGAUUUGACUGUGUACAAAGAACUUCUACCAGAAUUCGUCAUAGCGAGUGGAAAGAACUAUGACAUACGCUGCCAUCCACUUGAAACUUUUCUGGUCUGCAUAGUGAAGCUUAUACAAGACACCGAAAACUACCACCUCCAUGACGCACAGGUGCAUUCGAAGAAGAACAGGUGGCAGUGAGGAUGUGUGACGUAAAAAAGAAACGACGUUCCUAGCUGCCAGAUAUAUAUACUGCAAGGAAUAAUUUCAUUACUUCGCUAUGUAUGUGUGUGUUCUUAGGCUCGGGAUUGUAAUGCAUUUGAAGCAGUAGCCCGUGUAAGAACAGCUCUGUUCACUCCUAUCUUAUGUUGACACUUUCACAGAACAUGCGGUGACGCACGUCUUAGGCGAGUUCACGAGUGCACAAGUGCCCCAUUCCCCUCUCUACACAAAAGGACUUCUUCCUCCGAAAUGGCGCCUAAUGUGUGCAUACAGUCUAGGUUCUUGAGUGAAGGUAUUAUUUCUAGAUCAUGUAUCUUUGGCGACAAGUGGACAGUUUGAACGUGUUCACGUGUGCUUCGGUUGUUUCUAAUGAAACAUUUGUGGCAGGUUAGCGCUCACGCUGUCUGACACUUCUGCAUC
Molecule: messenger RNA, 2483 nt
Organism: Dermacentor andersoni
Lineage: Eukaryota; Metazoa; Arthropoda; Arachnida; Ixodida; Ixodidae
Product: netrin receptor DCC-like
Molecular function (GO): protein binding
Source: RefSeq, a predicted model, not a curated record